AUGUUUUCCAACAUCUUCAAAGACAAAGACUCGCCAUCACAUCAGUCGCCAUCUGGCCCCAAGAAAGAGGCCUCCCUAGAGACGAUACUCCCUACACCGGAACUACGUGUUGAACUCGCACUCGUUGUGGUCUUGUGCACCGACAUCAUUCGCCAGGACCUCAGUGCCACCUUCCAGGUACCAAAGGCCCUCCAGACUGCGGCGGCUUUCCAUGACCCCACGGCCGAAGAAAACCUGAUCGCGCUCGAUGAAAGCCAAAGAGCCCAUGCAUCGAGCGCUGCGGAACGAGCCGAGCGAGUCGAGAAGAUCAAAAGAGAACUUGCCGCCAACGAUGUGCAGGAACUGCACCGCGCCGCCCUCAGUUUCUACAACAACUGGCGCGUACAAGUCCUCAAACGCGUGGGCGAGGUGCUGAAAGUCCGCUCCAAGGAUGUGGCUCUCGCGAAGCAGGAGCGGGACAGGUCUUCCGCGAAGAAACAGGAACUGGAUCUGCUUUCUCUGGACGACCAAGCGCCCCCCGAGUCCUCUCCCUCAAGCACGUCAAUCCCAACUACGCUCGUCCGCCUGCCGCAGGAAUCUCGCACUCUCAUACUCAAUUCCAUCCUCCUCCUCCUCCUCUCUUUACAGAACUAUCCCGCCCACUCCCGCCUUCUCCUCAUUCUCCUCUCCUCCAGCCUCCGCCUGCCUCCAUCCCUGCUCUGCGAACAAGAAACCGCCCUCGCCAAAGCCCUCCUCACAUCCGCGCGCCAGCUCUCCGCCGAAGAAGAAACCGCCCGCGCCGCCUCCUCGAACGCAACCUCUCGCAAAUGGAAAGUCGGCCUCGCCACCGUCGCCGGCGCCGCCCUGAUCGGCGUCACCGGCGGCCUCGCGGCGCCCUUCCUCGCCGCGGGCGUGGGCACCGUGCUCGGCGGCGUGGGGCUGGGCGCGACGGCCGUGGGCGGGCUCCUGGGCGGACUGGCGGGCAGCAGCGUGCUGGUGGGCGGCCUGUUCGGCGCGUACGGCGGGCGCAUGACGGGAAAGAUGAUGGACAAGUACUCGGCCGACGUGUCCGACUUCCGCUUCGUCGCCGUGCGCGGCGGCGACGACGGCGGCGUGUACGAGCGCCAGCGCAAGGCGCAGGGCCUCUCGCACCGGAGCACCAGCCAGAGCCAGCGGCCGGAAGACAUCCGUGGCAGCUGGAAGCCGCCGAGCCGCUCCAAUACCUCCUCCUCCUCAGCUAUCGACCCUGCCUCCGAGCACCACCGUCUGCGCGUGGCCAUCGCCAUCAGCGGCUGGCUGACGGACUCGACCGAGGUCUUCACGCCCUGGUUCGUCAUGGGCCCGCAGCUGGAAACGUUCGCUCUGCGGUGGGAGGUCGAGGCUCUGCUCAAGCUCGGCACGUCGCUGUCCGCGGUGCUCAAGAGCGCGGCGUGGGGCUACGCCAAGUACGAGCUGGUCAAGCGGACGGUGCUGGGCAGCCUGGCCGCGGGCCUGUGGCCGCUGAUGCUGCUGCGCGUGGGCCGCGUCGUCGACAACCCCUUCUCCAUCGCGCGCAAGCGCAGCGAGAAGGCGGGCGCGGUGCUCGCCGACGCCCUCAUCAACAAGGCCCAGGGCGAGCGCCCCGUCACGCUCGUCGGCUACUCGCUCGGCGCCCGCGUCAUCUACUCGUGCCUGCUGCAGCUGGCCGAGCGCCGCGCCUUCGGCCUCGUCGAAAACGUCGUCAUGAUGGGCGCGCCCACGCCGAGCGACGCCGCGGCCUGGCGCAGGAUGCGCGCCGUGGUCGCCGGCCGCCUGGUCAACGUGUACAGCUCCAACGACCACAUCCUGGGGUACCUCUACCGGACGAGCAGCAUCCAGCUCGGCGUCGCGGGGCUCCAGGAGGUGCAGGGCGUGCAGGGCGUGGAGAACGUCGACGUCAGCGCCAUGGUCGACGGCCACACGCGGUACAGGUGGCUGACCGGCACCAUCCUGAAGAAGAUCGGGAUGGAGGAGCUGGACGACGACGAGGUGCGGAAGGAGGAGGAGGAACUGCGCGCCGAGGAGGCCAAGGAGCGCAAGGCGGAGCUGGAGAACGAGAAGAAGGUCGAGCAAAAGAUCGGCAGCAAGGGCGACAGCCAGGAGGAACGCCGCAUCAUCAUGCAGGACGUCGUCGAGGAAGAGGCCAAACUGCUGGAGAUGCGCACCGGCAUCGGCGCUGAAGAGCCACCUCAGGAGGAGGAACAGAGCCCCCAGCUUCCUCCCCGCCCCGCGGCACCGACGCAGUCCCGCAGCAUCGUUCCCCGCAAGCCCGUUGGCCAACAGCCCGCGAAGUCGCUGUCGGAUCAGAUCGAGACGCCCCCGGCGAAGCCGCCGCGACCCGCUGCUCCGCUCGCGCCGGCGUCUGAUGAGGAAGACGACGUCCCCCCGCCGCAGCCUCCUCGCCGCUCUGCGACGGCUGUGACCGACUUCGCGUCGUCGUCGUCGGCGGCGGCUCCAGCGGCCGCCACCGUCGCACCGCAGGCCGAUAAGGACAUCCUGAAUGACGAGUAUGACGACGAUAAUAUAUCUCUUGGCGAUGACGACGUGGAGAGCGUGCACUCGGCCCCGUCGGUGAAGUCCGCCGAGAUGAUGAUGUUGGCCCCCGAGGCGGAGCCCUUGUCGGACUCGGAGCCCGAGACUGAGUCGCGGCCGCCUGCACGGAAGUAG
Diplodia corticola is the source of this 2664-nucleotide messenger RNA. RefSeq lists its product as uncharacterized. The transcript has a single exon. Lineage: Eukaryota; Fungi; Ascomycota; Dothideomycetes; Botryosphaeriales; Botryosphaeriaceae. The coding region runs from base 1 to 2664 and encodes 887 amino acids. The record is from RefSeq and is a predicted model, not a curated record.